Messenger RNA from Oryctolagus cuniculus (rabbit), 7564 nucleotides. The record is from RefSeq and is a predicted model, not a curated record. NCBI's taxonomy places the organism in Eukaryota, Metazoa, Chordata, Mammalia, Lagomorpha, Leporidae.
AGUUAAACUUUAUCAUAGGUAUGUACGUGUAGAAAAAAACAUAGUAUAAACCUUCAGAUUAGGAUUCAGUACUAUCUGCUGUUUCAGCAUCAACUGGGAGUCUUGGAACAUAUUCUGGUGGAUAAUGGGGGUGGGGGAAACCUACUGUAUCCAUCUGAUACACUGCCUGCAAUGAUUUUUAGUAAGAAACUCUUCAUGCCUUUAAAGAACUCCUAGACAAGAAUUAAAUACUAUAGGAUUUAGAUGAAGAAAUGACCAUAUCAUAUGAAAACUGGAUUUCAUUUUGGGGGAGAUCAGAAAAUGCUUAGAAAAGAUAACAUUUGGGGCCAGCAUUGUGGUGCAGCAGGUUAAGCUACCACCUGCAAGACCGGCAUUCCAAAGGAACACUGGUUUGAAUCCUGACUGCUCCACUUCCCAUCCAGCUCCCUGCUAAUGAGCCAGGGAAAGCAACAGAAGAUACCCUAAGUGCUUGGGGGCCCUGCACCGAUGUAGGAGACCCAGAUAGAGUUCCAGACUCCUGGCUUCGGUCUGACUCAGCCCCAACAGUUGUAGCCAUUUAGUGAGUAAACCGGUGGAUUGAAGAUUCUCUCUCUCCUUCUCACUCUCCUUCUCCCUCUCCCUUUCUAUAACUCUUUCAAAUAAAUAAACCUUUUGUUAAAAAAAAAGGUGGUAUUAGGGGGAUGGUACUAUUUCUGUAGCUUAUCAUGGUAGAGAAAGUAUGUUCUAAGAUGAUGGUGUAAGUAAACAUUGUGUAGAUGACAGUGCUGGGCACAUUUCAGAAACAGCAAGAAUCUCAAGAGUUGCUGGAUCGUGGAACAGUUGCAGGGGAUAAAGGGAGCUGAAAGCUAACAUGGGCCCAUGCGUUGGAGGACCAAAUGCCAGGGAGAGGAGUUGAUAAUUAAUGUGGUGGGCAGUGGGAAUUUGCUGCGAUUUUCCACAAGAGAAAGAAAUGUUUGUAGCUGUCUUUUUAGAGGGGUUGCUCUGGUGUGCUGCGGAGGGUGAAUUCGGGAGAUUAAAGGCUGUUUUGUGGAAGGGCAAGUAGAUGGGAAAGGGAAACCUGCAGCAUACAUAAAGAUUAGAGACUGUGGAGUUAGGGCAGGACAAGCAACAUGGAAUAGUCCCUGAGCUUCCUGGACAGGGUAACUAAGAAUCCAUGCAUUGUAGACAGAGAUGCUUAGGAGGGAAAUUAAUUUGAAAGGGGAUUAAUUGUGAUCCCUUGACCUGGAAGUAUCUUCCUUUCUCCAGCCUAUAUACAUUAAAAUCUCACAAAGGUGAUGGACAACUGGAUCAUGUGGUUUUACAGUCUACAACAUUACUAAUCUGUUCAAUUAAGGGAAAUAGUUUAUCUUAUAUUAUUCUGUAGCUGCUCUGAGUGUGAUAGUCUUGUUUCGUUGGAUUGUGUAAAGUCAGGGAGUUCUUCAGUAUUCUCUAAAGCAGUUCUUUUUUUUUUUUUUUAAGAUUUAUUUAUUUAUUUGAAAGUCAGAGUUACACAGAGAGAGAGAAGGAGAGGCAGAGAGAGAGAGAGGUCUUCCAUCUGAUGGUUCACUCCCCAGUUGGCUGCAACGACCCAAGCUGCACUGAUCUGAAGCUAGGAACCAGGAGCUUCUUCUGGGUUUCCCAUAAGGGGGCAGGGGCCCAAGGACCUGGGCCAUCCUCUACUGCAUUCCCAGACCGUAGCAGAGAGCUGGAUUGGAAGUGGAGCAGCCAGGUCUUGAACCGGGGCCCAUAUGGAAUGCUAGUGCUUCAGGCCAGAGCAUUAACCCAUUGCACCACAGUGCCGGCCCAAUCUAAAGCAGUUCUUAAAAGAUCAGAGAAAAAGAAACUUGAAGACACUCUCCUGAAAAUGUCUUUGAUCAUUUUUUGGGGGGGUGGGUAGAAGCAGAUCAUAAUUCUUUGUAGAAAUAUAUAUAUAACUGACAACUUCAUCAAGUUCUGAUUCACAAUCUAUAGCAGAGUAAAGAGAAGAUGUCAAGAAUGUAGGAGAAACCAAAGAUGCUAACUAACACAUAUAGGGAAAAUCUAGCGGAAAAAAUAAAUCUAGCUGACGUCAGACAAAGAAGUGAAACUGGAUUUUCAGUAUUGGUUCACCUGAUCUGAAAUAAACAAACAGAACUUAGCAGCUUAGUUACAAGAAAGAGAUGUCAUUUGAAAGAGCCCUAAAUGAUUUCAGCACAAUUUAGUUAUUGACAGAGUGAGAACACCAUGAGAAAAUUAGUGUGUAUUACCGGCUUGCCUAUAAGACUGUCUUUUUUCCCAUUCUUUAGGGUACAGAAAAAGGUCAUGCUAGGACUAGAAAAUUUGCCAAGUGCACUGGCAUCUAGGGAAUUUACUCUGCCUAUUUUGCCAAGGUCAUGUGGGUAAGGGCUAUGAUAGUAAUAACAGUAACUUUAUUCAGUAGCACAGUUUUCUUUUAACAUUUUUAUUUCUAAAAUUAAAUAAUUUGUGAUGUAUCUUUGUGAUAACGUGUGAAGUUGGAAAGGGAACAUGAUUACUUAUAUAGCUAUAAUCUCUUUCUAAUAUUUGGGAAAAAUAAAAUAAUUCUAUCCCAUCAAUGAAUUGACCUGUCUUUCAAAAUAUGAACAGUUGGGAGAUGCUUUAAUUCUGUCUGGCAUAUCACAUUCAUUCAGCUAAUGCAAUGAUUUUAUUUUGGAUAGUCUAUAUUCCCUUUACUUUUAAAUGUGUUUGAUCAACCCCAGGUUUAAAUAUACCCCAUCAAGCUUUGGUUUCUAUUUAUGGUAAUGAAGAUCAAUAUGGAGAGUUUAGAAAUGAAAUGCGAAAGACAGAACACUGGAGAAAUGCCACCUAAAUCUAUGCAUCUCUAAAUGAAGUCAUGUGGCACAUGGGAGGAAUAUAAACUGAAAUAGUGGCAAAAUUAUGCAAAGCAAAAAGUUUAAGGAAAUUCAUAAAAUUUACAAGAUAUGAGCAAAGACAAAUCAUUCUGUUAACUAUGGUAGAAUAAGCAAACCGGCAGUCCUCUCCAUAAUUCUACUGUGAUGCUUUCCAAAAUACUAGUAAGGUUCCCUUUUUCUAAUUAACUAUGUACUAGAAAUCCACCGUACUGUGACUCACAUGAUUGUGUGGAAUAGUAGAAAAGGCAUUAUGGACUUCAGUUUAACAAAGCUUAAAUAUUAUGCUCAUCAUACACAAGUUUUAAAAUCUUGCUCUCUUGCAAUUCUAUAAUUUACUAAUGUGUUGUCUCUAGAAAUGUAGGGGGUUAGAGAUGUGUAGGUGGAGCCCUGUGUGUGUUUCUGGGUCAAGAUUUUUUCUUUUGCUAACUCUGUGCUGGCUUUCCUAUUCCUUAGUUAGUGAACUCUAAGCAAUGAUAGCCAGGCACACUUUGACAUUAUUACUGGAAGCAGAGUCUGGUCCCCAUAGGAAGGCUAAUGGCAAUCAUCCUGGUUGUUUAUUUGUACUGAGAACCUACUAUAUGGAAAGUGCUUUGCAUGUGUGAACUUAUUUAAUUCUCACAACUCUGUUUGACCUAUGAAGAAACUGAGGUACAGAUAAGUUAAAUAAUAUUUUGAAGCUCACCCAGCCAGGACGUGACGGAUCUGGGAUUUGAACACAGAUCUAGGUUCCAAGCCCUAAACCUCACGAUACUAUGGUGCCUCACAUGUCGUCGUUAUUUUGUUUUAUUGCUGAUGACAUCUCCAGUACUCUUUGGUAUUCUGAUCAUGGUAUCUGUCUAUCUCUUUGGACUUUUCUUUUUUCCUGUUAUGCACCAACAGGACUCAAUCUGGUUUGCAGAAUAUAGUGCCCUUAAUGAAUCAUCAAGACGUCUAUGGACAUUUUGGGGGAUUUUGUGUGUGUGGGUCUCAUUUUAUUUUUUUGACUCAAUCCACCUAAAUGAAUAGAUAGUUAGGGCAUUUGACGUCUGCAUACAGUUAAACAAGUCCUAGUGCUUAGCUACAUUCACUAGAGGAAAAGAAACACACUGACCACAUUGUUAAACACAUUGUCUCUGUAAGUAAGAACAACUUCUCUCUGAACUUGCUUGCUGUCUAUUAGUUUGAAGUUAGGAAGAUUUACCCGUGUUUUAUUCCUCCAGGGUACAAAUAUUGUGCAAUUCAAGAAUAAUGAAAGAAUUGUGUCAAAUGAGGGGAAGCUCAGGGAAUUAUAGGGCAACCAAAUCCACAUGGCCAAAUCAAAGCCACGGUACUGAUAAUACACAUGCACUUAAUAUCCACUGUUUAAUUGACAUGCUUUCAGGGGCAGCAAUGACAUGUCACAGUCCCAUUGUGUCACUGUAAGGGGGAAAGCAUGCACACAUGUGUUAAAAACUUGAUGAACUCCUAACUCAGCAGUGGAACAAUUACUUCACAGAUUGGAUUAUUCUGAAGAGAACCAACAGCCCCAUUCAGCCAAUGUAUUUUGAGCUCUUCUGUGUGCUGGGCUCUCUGCGAGGUGCUAGGGACACAGAAGUGAAGAAAACACUAUCUUUGUUCUCAAAGGGAGUCUAAUGCACGGGUCUCUUCUCUGUUACAAUACUUUAUCUCUAAGUCUUGUGUGACGGUGUGGCCACAUCGUGAUCUAGAUGAAGAGCUUCCAAAUGGCCCCCUCUGCUAAAGUCAAAGUGUCUUGGUGAAAUCACAUUGUCUUCUAUUCUGAAAUCCAAGUUUACUGGAUUUCAAUGUCAAGUUUACUGUUUUGCUCUCCUUGAUAAAAUAUAGUAUAUGAACUAGUUGCUGGGUUACCACAUAAAAUACUGGCCCCAGCUGCAGCUGGGAAGAGCAGUUAGCAAUUAAGUAAAGGAAAUGACUAGUGGGUUUGAAACCCAACACAUGGCCCAUAUACUUCUUAGCAAGGCAAGCAUCUAAGUUACUGAGGCAACUUUUAUCACUAAGGAAGUAGUUUUGGUGACUCAUGUUCACACAAAAUGACUUACUUUAGAAUCUGGACAUUCAGUAACCUUAUCAUUAUGCUUUCUUUUCUUUGGACUAAACCAGAUAAAUUCAUUUGGAAGACAUUGGCUUAUUAUUUAGCAGCAUAUCAUUCAUUGGCUGCCUCAUAGUUUGAAAUUUACUGGACUUGUGGCUGACCAGAGUAAAAGGUGACACGGACCUAACUGAACCAUCAUUGUCUCUCAGAGUGCAAAUUAGCAGGAAGCUGGAAUUGGAAUGGAGCCAAGGACUUGAACUCAGAAAGCUGUGUUCCUGCUCAAGUGGUGGCUGCAAUUGAUGUAAACACGGUCGCUAAUGAAGUAUAUGAGUAUAAUUUUCCUCACACACUAUUACUAGCCAAGACCAUUGAAGGCAUUACACUAGAAGAAUUUGACAAGUUAUCUUUCAAUAUGAUUUUAAUGAGCCCUCCAUGUCAGCCAUUCACAAGAAUUGGCCUGCAGGGUGAUAUGACUGAUCCAAGGACCAAUAGCUUCUUAUAUAUUCUAGAUAUUCUUCCCAGAUUACAAAAAUUACCAAAGUAUAUUCUUUUAGAGAAUGUUAAAGGUUUUGAAGUAUCUUCUACAAGAGAUUUAUUGAUACAAACAAUGGAAAAUUGUGGCUUUCAGUACCAAGAAUUUUUAUUGUCUCCAACCUCUCUUGGCAUUCCAAAUGCAAGGCUAAGGUAUUUUCUUGUUGCAAAACGUCAGUCUGAGCCAUUACCUUUUCAGGCUCCUGGUCAGGUACUGAUGGAGUUCCCCAAAAUUCAAUCUGAAUAUCCACAAAAAUAUGCAAUAGAUACAAAACAGAAAAGUGAAGAAAAGGAAAUCCAACCAAAUAUUUGUUUUGAUGGGAGCACACUGUGUUCUGCAAAAGAUACUGUUCUUUUUAAGCUUGAAACUGCAGAAGAAAUUGAAAGGAAACGACAACAGGACAAUGAUACAUCUGUGCAAAUGCUGAAAGAUUUUCUUGAAGAUGACAUUGACAUGAACCAAUAUUUUUUGCCACCAAAGUCAUUGCUGCGAUAUGCUCUUUUAUUAGAUAUUGUUAGGCCCACGUGUAGAAGGUCCACUUGCUUUACCAAAGGCUAUGGAAGCUAUAUUGAAGGGACAGGAUCGGUGUUACAGACCACAGAAGAUGUGCAGAUUGAGAAUAUCUACAAAUCUCUUCCCAAUUUGCCACAAGAAGAAAAGAUAACGGCACUGUCAAUGCUUAAACUGCGGUAUUUCACUCCUAGAGAAAUAGCAAAUCUCCUUGGAUUUCCUCCAGAGUUCGGAUUUCCUGAGAAGAUAACAUUGAAGCAGCGUUAUCGUCUACUUGGAAAUAGUCUCAAUGUGCAUGUAGUAUCUAAACUAAUCAAAAUGCUGUGUGAAUGAUUUUGAAAUAAUUCUGAAAGAUAGUCAUGGUAUCCAUGCAGGUAGAGAUAAUGAUUCUAAAAUUCUGCUUUAAAAUAAUUCUGAUGAAGUUCAACUUAAUUAUUUUAAGUUUUAUUUAAUAUGAAUUUUUGGAAUGUCACAAAAAUAUGCUUGUUUUCUUGAAUUUAUACUAUUGUAUUUUUUGAAGUGCAAAUUGCUGUUGUGCUUUAUGGAAAGUAUAUUUUCAUAUGAAACUAUUAGAUACAUGUGUGAAAUACUAUCUUUAGAAUAUUGUUUAAACAAAUUUAGGAACAUUAGAGUUUUAAUGUAUAUAUGAAUAUUUUAUAAAGUGUCAUAACAGGCAUAAUGUAAUGAAACUGAGAAAUUGUUUUUAUAUAUUAAUUAAUGAAGUUUUUAUGAAUCUUAUAAUCGUAUUUUUGUUAAUUACUCCUCAUUCUAAAAUGAUGAAUCUAAUUGUAGCCUGUUUCAAAAAUUGAAUGUAUUACUUAAUUUUUCAGUCCUUUAGGUGUUCCUUUUUUACAUCUAAACAAACACAUACAAUUUUUAAAGCAAGUUCUUAUCAUUCAGUUUAUACAAUAAUCUGAAGAAUAUGUCAGAAAAACAACUUUAAAUUCUUGAUCACUUCUUCAUCAGGAGACAAUAGAAAAUGUAGGUGCACAUUAUCUAAUUAUGUUUUCUUCAACCUCUACCUGAAGGGUAAGUUGUCCCCUCUUCAUUUAUACAUACUUGUCUGUAGUUUGCUAUUAUCAGAACUUGUUUUAUCUUCCUUCUCAGCUUCUGAGUUGAGUUUACUCUCAUACCAUUAGCAUUCUAAGUGAGGGAGUGGUCAUUUGGAACAGCAAUUAAAGGAGCCAUGUAGGAUACCCACAUCCUGCUUUGGAGUGCCUGAGUUGGAAUCCUGGCUCUGCUUCUGAGUCUAGCUUUUUAAUAAAGCUUACUUUGGAAGGCAGCAAGUGAUGGCUCAAGUAAUUGGGUACCUGCUACCCAUGUGGGUGACAUGGAUCGAGUUCCCAGCCCUUGGUUUUGGCCUGGCCCAGCCCCAGUUGUUUGCAAUAUUUGGGGAUAAGGAGUAUUUCUCUCUCUCUCUUUAAAUUAAUAAAUAAACAAAAAAAUUUUAAAAAUUGAGGGAAGAAAUUACUUUUUUCCUUCAUUCUAUAUGAUGUUUUUUUCCCUCAGAUUUUUUUAAAUCAUAACAUACACUCUGAUUUAGCUUUUUUUAUAACUGGUAACUUUCUCUGUUUCUCCUUGUCAGUGGACUUUUGAAAUUAGCCUUUCUACCAAAAAAAAAAAAGGGGGGGGACCUAAAUGAAA